Molecule: messenger RNA, 3822 nt
Organism: Harpia harpyja (harpy eagle)
Lineage: Eukaryota; Metazoa; Chordata; Aves; Accipitriformes; Accipitridae
Gene: KLHL20
Product: kelch like family member 20
Exons: 12
Coding region: 156-1985 (609 amino acids)
Molecular function (GO): protein binding
Source: RefSeq, a predicted model, not a curated record
CGCGCGGGGCCGGACCGCUUCCUGCCGCUGAGGAGGGGCCCGGCGGGGUGGGCUCGGCUCGGCUCGGCUCGGCUGCUGCGGGACCGCGGCUCGGCGGCGGCGGACUCCGCGCUCGGCGUCUUGAAGCAUAGGGUGAAGGUUUCUUUUCACGGUGCAUGGACGGAAAGCCAAUGCGCAGGUGUACCAGUACUCGACCAGGAGAGACCGGAAUGGAUGUGACUAGCCGUUGCACACUCGGAGAUCCUAAUAAACUGCCAGAAGGGGUGCCCCAGCCUGCUCGCAUGCCCUACAUCUCUGACAAGCACCCUCGACAAACUUUGGAAGUUAUCAACCUUCUCCGGAAGCACCGGGAGUUGUGCGAUGUGGUGCUAGUAGUCGGUGCAAAGAAGAUCUACGCCCACAGGGUGAUUCUGUCGGCCUGCAGCCCUUACUUCCGAGCCAUGUUCACUGGGGAGUUGGCAGAGUCUCGGCAGACAGAAGUAGUGAUCAGAGACAUCGACGAAAGGGCCAUGGAACUGCUGAUUGACUUUGCAUACACCUCUCAGAUCACUGUGGAAGAGGGAAAUGUCCAGACCUUGUUGCCAGCUGCUUGCCUUCUCCAGCUGGCUGAGAUCCAGGAGGCCUGCUGCGAGUUCCUUAAGAGGCAGUUGGACCCUUCCAAUUGCCUGGGCAUCCGAGCUUUUGCUGACACUCACUCCUGCCGUGAACUGCUGAGGAUUGCUGACAAGUUCACGCAGCAUAACUUCCAGGAGGUAAUGGAGAGUGAGGAGUUCAUGCUGCUUCCUGCCAAUCAGCUCAUAGACAUUAUAUCCAGUGAUGAGUUAAAUGUUCGCAGUGAAGAGCAGGUGUUCAAUGCAGUGAUGGCCUGGGUGAAAUAUAGCAUUCAAGAAAGAAGACCCCAGCUGCCACAGGUCCUGCAGCAUGUCCGUCUGCCACUGCUGAGUCCCAAGUUUCUUGUGGGUACAGUGGGUUCUGAUCCGCUUAUUAAGAGCGAUGAGGAAUGCCGGGAUCUAGUGGAUGAAGCUAAAAACUAUCUGCUGUUGCCCCAAGAGCGGCCACUGAUGCAGGGACCAAGAACUAGACCGCGCAAACCCAUCCGCUGUGGAGAAGUGCUCUUUGCAGUGGGGGGCUGGUGUAGCGGGGACGCAAUUUCCAGUGUCGAGCGCUAUGACCCUCAAACCAAUGAGUGGCGAAUGGUGGCUUCCAUGAGCAAAAGGCGCUGUGGCGUUGGAGUCAGUGUUCUGGAUGAUCUUCUCUAUGCUGUGGGAGGCCAUGAUGGUUCCUCUUAUCUUAACAGUGUAGAAAGGUAUGAUCCGAAGACCAAUCAGUGGAGCAGUGAUGUGGCCCCCACCAGCACCUGCAGGACCAGUGUUGGAGUAGCAGUUCUUGGAGGCUACCUCUAUGCCGUGGGUGGCCAGGAUGGUGUCUCUUGUCUCAACAUUGUGGAAAGGUAUGAUCCCAAAGAAAACAAAUGGACUCGAGUGGCUUCCAUGAGCACCAGGCGCUUGGGAGUUGCAGUGGCUGUGCUAGGGGGCUUCCUUUAUGCUGUGGGAGGCUCUGAUGGAACUUCUCCUCUCAAUACUGUGGAACGCUACAAUCCCCAGGAGAACCGCUGGCACACAAUUGCACCCAUGGGGACGAGGAGGAAGCACCUGGGCUGUGCGGUAUACCAAGACAUGAUAUAUGCUGUGGGAGGCAGAGAUGAUACAACAGAGCUCAGCAGUGCUGAGAGAUACAAUCCCCGAACCAACCAGUGGUCUCCUGUUGUGGCCAUGACAUCCCGCCGGAGUGGAGUUGGCCUUGCCGUGGUGAACGGACAGCUGAUGGCAGUGGGGGGUUUUGAUGGCACAACGUACUUGAAGACCAUUGAGGUGUUUGAUCCAGAUGCUAACACAUGGAGGUUGUAUGGUGGGAUGAACUAUCGGCGGCUGGGAGGAGGAGUAGGUGUUAUCAAAAUGACACACUGUGAAUCCCAUAUAUGGUAAGCAUCAAGAGGGAGGGAGACCCCUUGGUUGUCAUUCCUAGAAAAACUGAAGAGACUUAUUGACACUGGACCUCUUUGCAGCUUUAGUAUGCACGGUCUAGAUCUAAUGUUACUCUUUGCCGGUGACUCUUUCUAUGGAAUUAAAAAAUGACUUCUGUGAGAGUAUGCCCAAUGGGAGACCACGUUGUCAGACUCCAGGGAACCACUGGACAAAAGUAAAAGUGUUGCUUAUGUCCAUAUUUUUUCUAAAUAGUCUACAUUUUUGAAUAAACCAAACCGUAAAAGUUACUGUAGCGUAAACAAUGCUGAUGUAGAGACUACAUGCUAUACUGGGAGUCUGGCAAGGAGGAGGGUUUCCUUCUUUCCCUCCUGCUGUGUGAGCAGUGGAUGUGGCAGCUGUGUGGUGGGUGAAAGAGGAAGUGAUACAGAAAACAUUGCUUUUGCCUUAUUUACAGAGAGCUUCAAAAAAGUACUUGACCUGCAAGGUGCCACCUUUGCACAGAAGCUUUUCUGUGCACAGAGUAUAUUUAUUUUUUCAUUUAAUUUGUAUCAUGUAUUUUCUUUGAUCGCUCAUGGCGAUAAUUCCAGCUUUUUAUAUACAUAUAUAUGUGUGCAUAUAUAUAUGUAUUUUAUAUAUGUAUAUGUGUGUGUGCGAUUUGAGUUUUGACAAGCUGGUGGUUAGGGCAGGGCUAUGUCCUGCCAGCUAUUGUGGUUCCAACCCUUGUGGUAUGUUUUAGGGUCUGUUAGAGUGCAGGAGAGCUAUGAGAUUGGGUGACCUGAGUAUCUUUUCAGUCUUGCUGGAGGCAAGAAGUAGAACUGGAACUCUCAUCUAUCGACUGAAUCAGUGAAGUGCCCAAAAAGGGUGAGAGUGAAAAGGAUUUCAGAUGAUGCCUUUUUACUGUACAGUGUAUGGUACAAAAGUUUAGCUUUUGUCUCUCCCCUGUAUAUGAACCUAGAACCAACUAGUUGUUGCUUACUUAAAAAACCCUUUUCCUCAUGUUGCCUGCUAGAUAUCAGUUCUUGUCUGAAGCUGGGAUGCAGGUAUCAUCUGUUAAUUCCAACUAGCCUAGAUCAACACUCACUUCUCAGGUUCUUGCUAGCAUGGCAGACCUGCAGUCAGUUCCUGCUGAAAAAAAAUUAGACCAGCAUCAUCUUAGCUGCCCUCCUGCCUCUUGUCUGUGUCUUUAGAAUUCCUGUUGUAAAACACUGACCAUGAUGAGAUGGUGCCCUCCCUUUUAGUGAUUUCUAUGCACUUUGCCUGUGUUUAGAGCAGGGAAAGGUAUGAAGCUCAUUAAGGAGUUUGGAGGGGAGGGACUGCAUGCUGGCAGUGUGAGUAACUGUCAUGUUUCAGUGGCUGCAGAGGCACCUAGGGGUGGGGGGAGAGGAAGGAGGAACUCUAGACUCAAAGGUUCCGACAUGUUUGUACUGUAAUUUCUGUCUAGUAUGAAAGAAUGACCUUUUGCACCUGGUGCAACUUUAGACCUUACUAAGUCUGAUUUUAAAAGAGUAAGAGGACUGUAAAUUCUUGAGAUGAAGAAGGCAGUGCUGACACCUUAAGUUCUUUAACUUCAUAGUUUGAUUCAUGUAACUCAGAUUUUAAUGUGCUUGAAUAUAGUAAAAAUUACAAUACAGUAAUAAAUGGGUCAUUAAAACUUUUUUAAAAACCCCUUUUCCCCUAAAGGUUGGUAUUCUUGUGUUUACAUAUGAAGAUCAUUUGCACCUUUACAAGGAAAACAAGUAUUCUGUAAACAAAUGUUUACAUGUAUCAUUUAUGCUUUUUUCUAGCAUGAGUAACUUGUAUAAAUAGUGCUAUCUUAAUAAAUUUCUUCUAUGCUGUU